UUAAUCGCAAUGAACACCAUAUUUACGGCUAUCGCAGUGCUGGCCAGCCUGUUCCUCUUUUUUUCGAAGGCCGAAUCCGCUCAACUGCUCUUCGAAGACUGUGAUAUUGCAGGACAAUACCCCAAACAACAACCUGGUCCCUGGACAGCCCUUUUGCAUAGAAGUUCUGAUGGAGAACAGAGUACAGUCGUUUGUGCCGGAACGCUUAUCUCAAAAAUGUUUAUUCUGACUGCUGCGCAUUGCAUUAAAGCUAACCAUAUCGUAAAGGUUCGCUUGGGGCAGUUUGGCAGACUAAACAAAAAUGAGCACCCCCAAGACCAUUCCGUGAGCAUUUCUCUAAGGUUUCGUUACUUCGACAAAGACUCGAAGAAAAAUGACAUCGGCCUGCUGCAAUUGACCGACCCCGUGGUGUUCAAACCAUACAUACGGCCAAUCUGCAUUGAUGUGCACUCGAACGAGGCCCCUACAUUUAAUGAUUUCGUCGGAAAUGCCUGGAAAAACUAUGAGGUCGACUACUUAGCUAAGGAGCUCGGCACCAUUUCCAUUGGCAUCAAGCCGCAGCUGUCCUGCCCAGAACUACAUAACGAAAGCCAGUUCUGUGCUGGUUCCUUGGAUGAAUUGGAUACCUGCGAUGGACUCGCCGGCUCAGCCCUGAUCCGCAACAAUACGGGAAAAAUUUUUCAGUACGGCAUCGCGACUUCGGACUUUAUGGAAUGCGGCAAAGCGCAACAAUACACCAAUGUGUCGAUGUUCUACUCGUGGAUCGAUGAUAUUGUGACACUUUUCGAACAUAAUAAUUAUAGACCGAAAAGAAGCUCUUUUUCAGAUGCCAGUAACAUGCGCCUUGUACAAUGAGAAAAUAUUUUCGGAAGGAAGAUAAUACCUUCUAGAAUCCACGUCUCUUCUUUGCAAUAAUAAAAAGUAAUUGGCUUUGAAUUUCAUCUUCUAAAAUAAAAAUAAAAUGUUUACUACUUUGGAAAUUUUAAACAUAAAUGUAUUAAGUGAAUCAUACAUGAAUCGUACUUCAGGCGGCCUUUGUAUCAGUUGCUGAUCUUUGGCAUUAUAAAUAAAUACACAAUAAAUAUUUUUCAACUGUA
Molecule: messenger RNA, 1097 nt
Organism: Drosophila rhopaloa
Lineage: Eukaryota; Metazoa; Arthropoda; Insecta; Diptera; Drosophilidae
Product: serine protease grass
Exons: 4
Coding region: 10-855 (281 amino acids)
Biological process (GO): proteolysis
Molecular function (GO): serine-type endopeptidase activity
Source: RefSeq, a predicted model, not a curated record